UGUCACAGACUUAAAUAUAGAUAAUAGGGUGCAUUUGAAUCCUAUUGACAUUGGGAUUACCUCUAAUAAAGACUUAGUUAUUCCCUUUUGUAUCGAACUUCUUCUAGAUGUUGGAACAUCACGGACUCUUAACUGCUAUCUGCAUGGUAAAAACCUUUGACUGGGAGAAGAGAGUUGGUUUUGAUGAUAAUUCAACCACAACUUUUUUCUGGGUUUAAUCUUAUAUGAUGAAUUUAUGGACGGGAGAUUGAUUAUUUCGAGUCAGACUAUAGAAGAAAAAAAAAACUCAACCGCCUCGCAUAUGUAAAAAUGCAGAUAUGGUUACAAAGGGCGACUGCAAUCUUAAAGCAAAAGAAAUAGAGAGGGUGAUGCAUUCUCAGUUAACUUUCUACAGUAAAAUUGAUGCGAGAGUGUCUUUCUUGUACUCGGCUUGGAGUGCUUCGGUCAAUGAAUCAAUGAAAGGCGAAGGUGAACUGCUGCAAGGUGCUGGAGUGACGAGAUCUAAUGUGCCAAAAGCCCCUCACUUGGAGAAUUGCAAGUUGAGUUCACAAGUCAACAAGAAUCUUGAUAAGCGUAUCGAGAAUGAGAGCUUCCCUCCGUGGACUCUGUGGAAGGGAUUCUUGCAUACUUACCCAUUGUUGACAGCUGGUGAGCGGCUGAAGUCUGAAGGUGCAUAUCCUCCGUGCGUAUGUAUCUUCCCAUAUAUGAAACUUUAGCUGCAUGGGUUAUGA
This is a messenger RNA of Rhododendron vialii, 731 nucleotides long. RefSeq lists its product as uncharacterized. Lineage: Eukaryota; Viridiplantae; Streptophyta; Magnoliopsida; Ericales; Ericaceae. The transcript has a single exon. The coding region runs from base 318 to 716 and encodes 132 amino acids. The record is from RefSeq and is a predicted model, not a curated record.